AUGGCCGGCGAAACGGGGCCCCUUAAUGUCACCCGUGCAACUGCCAUGGUGAUUGCAGCACUAUUCGGCAUAGCAUGUUGGAACGUUCUCCAGAUCCUGGUUGCGAUCUUCAGCACCUUCAGACGCUGCCGUGGCCUCUAUUUCUGGAGCAUGUUAAUAUCGACAUUGGGAAUCCUCCUACACACGAUUUCAGCAUUCCUCCGUUAUUUCGCCCUCGCCCCUAGUUUUCCCAUGUGUUUUUUGAUCUGCAUCGGCUGGUACGCUAUGGUCACCGGGCAGUCCGUGGUGCUGUACUCACGACUCCACUUGGUGACAUGUGUCGAUCGCUGGUCUCGCUGGGUACUAGGAAUGAUCAUCUUCAACUUUUGCGCCUUACAUAUCCCCACUACUGUCUUCUUCCUUGGAAUAAACAACGGCGUUGACCGCUUCCUUGUGCCAUUCGAUGUCUACGAACGUAUUCAAUUGGCCGGGUUCGCUGCUCAAGAGACCAUCAUCAGCGGUCUUUAUAUCUGGGAAACUAUGACUAGCUUGAGACCUGUUCUGGCUAUGAAAGGAGCCCGUGGCCAGAGGGUUAUUUGGAACCUCAUUGUUGUCAAUGCCAUUGCGGUUUUGCUAGAUGCAUCACUUUUGACAACUGAGUACACCAAUCAUUUCGACAUCCAAACAACAUACAAACCGGUCGUCUACAGCAUCAAGUUAUUGUUGGAGUUCACCGUACUCAACAGUCUGCUUGUUGUUAUUCGCACAAAUCCAUCUACUAUUGAAGAUGUUCAAAAGCUGCAAGGGGAUGGCGAUCUACGCCUGGAGCCCCGAUGGAGUGACAACGGUUCGGAAAACCUCGCGCCCUCGGGCAUGGGCAUACAUGAGUCCGAUCAAGGCUACCGACAAACCUCGUCUCGAGAUUCACAGUCCAAAGAACAAAGAUCACCGGUUCUUGGCAUGAGUCAGGAUGAAUCUGUUUGA
Molecule: messenger RNA, 963 nt
Organism: Penicillium antarcticum
Lineage: Eukaryota; Fungi; Ascomycota; Eurotiomycetes; Eurotiales; Aspergillaceae
Exons: 1
Coding region: 1-963 (320 amino acids)
Source: RefSeq, a predicted model, not a curated record